Coniosporium apollinis CBS 100218 is the source of this 597-nucleotide messenger RNA. RefSeq lists its product as uncharacterized. The transcript has 3 exons. The record is from RefSeq and is a predicted model, not a curated record. Lineage: Eukaryota; Fungi; Ascomycota; Dothideomycetes. Bases 1 to 597 code for a protein of 198 amino acids.
AUGUCUCCAGAUCUGGAGUCUAUAACUGAUACAGGCAACAAGAUCUCGCGCCGAGCCCAAAUCACCGGCACCGCCAACAUCACCCUUGGCGGCAAAACAGUCAUCCAAUCCGACGUUGUUCUUCGCGGCGACCUGCACCGACUGCCCCAGAGGAAGGAAGAUGGCACUAUGGAGCGGACGCCCACAGCCAUCAGCAUAGGACGCUACACGGUCAUUAGUAGCGGUUGCGUGCUGAGGCCGCCGGGAAGGAACUCGGGUGGGACGUGGCGCUACUAUGGGAUGAAGGUUGGGGACAAUGUCUUCGUCGGACCAAAUACAAUCCUCUCUUCCGCCUCCAUCUCCAGUCACGUGCACAUCGGAGCCUCCUGUACACUUGGCGACUUCAGCAUAAUAAAUUCUAACGUCAAGAUCCUACCCGGUACCGUGGUGCCGGCCUUGAUGGUCGUGCCACCAGGUGUCGUCUUGGGCGGACAGCCCGCGCGUGUUGUUGGGGAGCUUGGAGAAGGCUGGGGCGGGGGCGGGAAUGGGGUUGGAGGAGGUGAGGAAGCAUGGACGGAGGGAGGGGAACUGAGAGAGUUGGUGAGGGCUAUCCGAUGA